AUGGCGCCUUCCAAUCCGUCGGAGAAAGACGUCAAGAAGGACGUCGGCGUCCUGUCGCCGGCGUGUUUCUGCCUGACUGAGGUACUUCAAAACGCCGAAGUGUUCAAGUCGUUCGACUGCCAGUCCGUCGCCUUCAUCCAGCCCGAAAUCUUUUGCUACGGCGCGAAACGCGGGAAGACGGGAACAAGUGAAGCGGUCAUGAUCUAUGACUACCAGGAAAACAUUUUCUCUUUGGCAGAAGCGCCCAAGGACGAGGACAACCCGGAGUCUCGACCUCAGGGGCGUACGGCCGCAAGCUUCGUGCGCCGCAAGCCGCUGAAAGGAGGCAGCGAUCCCGAGAAGGGUGUCCUGACUCUGUUUGGCGGCGAGAACAGCGCCUCGGAAUUGACGGACCGCGUGUGGAAUUUCGAUCCCGUCGCAAAGACGUGGAAGGAAGUCCAAACGGGCGGUCCACGCCCCUCCGCGAGGUUCGGCCACGCGGCGUGCACGAGUACCAAUUUCAAGACCAUGUACGUGUAUGGAGGCAUGGAUCAGCACGGAGUGGCGCGGGACGACGCGUACGUUUUCGGCGAAGACGACAUCUGGUCCGAACUGCCGAUGGCCGAAGUGUGCGCAGACAUCCCGGCGCGAUGCUUCCACACGCUCGUCGCAGGCCGCCCCGCACGGUCAGCCCGGGAGUACCUUCUUCUUUUCGGAGGCGACAGCACGGGAAGCGGAGCAGCCUCGAACGAGCUUUGGAUGUACUCGCUGACGUCCAAAAAUUGGAAGAGAGUCACCGACGCCAGCGGGUCGCCGCCCAAGGCGCGAAUGAAGCACUCGUGCGUGUUUGCGAACAACCGGAUGUGGAUCUGUGGCGGCGAAGCGUGGGAGUGGCUGGGCACGACGACUUUCAAAGAUCUCUACGGCUACGACCUCACGCUGAACUACUGGUUUUUGUGCGAUGUGUUCCUCUCGAAGCCGCGAAACGAAUCCCACAAUUUCAUGCUUGGACCGAUCGCCAUAUCGUCGACGACGCGGUCGGUCAUCAUUUUCGGCCACGAGUCGGACUCGGAAGGCAACAAACAAUCCGUGAUUUACCGCGCAACGCCCGUUUGCACGUUUGCGUAUCUGAGUCAGGCCGACAGUGAAAACAAGACGGCCCGCGACAGCAUGACAGACAUUUCGACGGCUGCGCGCAGAGUCCAAAGCACGCUGGAGACGGCGCGGGCGUCGGUAGACGGGACGGAGGCGAAGAUCGCCGAGCUCGAACAAGAGAUGACCAAGGUGUCCGCGCGUCUGAAAGAGGCGAAAAAGGCCGCCAGCGAAAUCGUUUUCCACGACGAUGUGAACACUGAGCUGUUGACCCGAACCGCGGAGGUGGAGAAGUCCGCGGACUCCGUUAAAGACUUCGAAGACCGCCUGGACGAAUUGGAAGCGAAGCUCGACGACAUCCGGGUCAAAGUGAAAAAGAAGGCCGGAAAAGCCGACGUGCGACGCAUCGAACGCGCCGUGGGGCGAAAGGAUCAGCGCCAAAGCUCGCGUACCAAGAAGCUGGACGGCGGACUCGACUCGUCGAGUGACAGCAGCGACAGUUCCUAG
This is a messenger RNA of Neospora caninum, 1578 nucleotides long. Its product is annotated as putative kelch motif domain-containing protein. Gene Ontology annotation, molecular function: protein binding. NCBI's taxonomy places the organism in Eukaryota, Apicomplexa, Conoidasida, Eucoccidiorida, Sarcocystidae. Bases 1 to 1578 code for a protein of 525 amino acids. The transcript has a single exon. The record is from RefSeq and is a predicted model, not a curated record.